Molecule: messenger RNA, 975 nt
Organism: Cylicostephanus goldi
Lineage: Eukaryota; Metazoa; Nematoda; Chromadorea; Rhabditida; Strongylidae
Source: the annotation of a GenBank genome assembly
AUGAUGAUGUGGCGGCUUGCUACCAUGUUUAAAUUCGAAUUACUAUGUGCUGCACCGUGGGGUGAGAAUUUGCUGAUAGGAGCCGACGGCGGCCUCAUGUUAUGCGAAUUUGAUCGGAGUCGUCAAAGCAAAGUAUAUGAGCUGAUUUCCCAACGUCGUUUUGAGCAAUUGGCCGUGUUGGAAGCCGAAAAUCUGCUUAUUACAAUUUCUGGAAAGAAGCGAAGGAUAAGGAUAUACAAUCUGGGUUGGCUAAUGCAAAAGCUUUUGGACGCAAAAGGUUUUGCAAGGGGAGCAGCUAUACAAAAACGUUGGAAGAAUCUUGACGACUUGCAGGGCGCUCAACACUUCAAAUCAGUUUGCUAUGAACAUCAAAAGUACUUGGUUGUUGGUUUGGAGUUUGAUAUUAUAAUAUACAUGUGGGAACCUGGGCCUCAUUCUAAGUUCGUGCCUUUCAAGUCUUUCGAAUCGUUACCACAGUCGCCACUCAUCGUUGAUCUGACACUGGAAAAUCAUGUACGUCUGAAAGUGCUAUAUGCUUCAGUUCAAGGGUUUCACGCUAUUGACCUUGACUCCAGUACGAUAUACGAUAUAUACACACCUUUCAACAAACAUGUCGUGCCUCGCUGCAUAGCUAUACUUCCGGACAGUGCUGGAACGCAGCUACUAUUUUGUUACGACGCUUACCUCUCUACCGGGCAAGUGGUGAGUUGGGGACCUGUAGCCAUAGAAAUUUACUCAGUUAAUGCGAGCAACCUCGAUAUAGCUCUGAUGUAUGAAAAAAGUUUCAAAUUCAAAUUUAUGUGUGAGUUUGAUGACGUGGUGUUCUACACCGUAACGGAACCUGAUGGUUCUUCCUGCCGCUUAGAGGGUAUAAAAGGGAUUCAAUCCGCAGCUAUGCUGCAAUCUAAAAGUGAGAAUGGGUGCAUUCGUGUACCUCAACCUUCUUUGCAGGAAUACGGUGUGAUAACCAUGUAA